CUGAAGAUCUUAUAAAAGCUACACACGAGGGACAUGUCAUUUGGCACCUUCACUUUUUGAUCCCUACAGAAGAUGAUGAGAAGUCACACCAUAACAAUGAUGACUACUUCGGUCAGCAGCUGGCCCUGCUCCUCCCAGGAAGAGCACUUUGUAACUAAUCAGAAUGUCCAACUGCCAUACAACUUCUCAGGAGCAUCAAAUUUUACUGCCUGUCCCAUGGAUGAAAAAGUACUCUCUAGCGUGUUAAUAGCAUUUUACUCUGUUAUUUUCAUUGUGGGACUGGUUGGAAACAUAAUUGCCCUCUAUGUAUUUCUGGGUAUCCACCGCAAAAGAAAUUCCAUUCAGAUUUACCUCCUUAAUGUAGCCAUUGCAGACCUCUUACUUAUCUUCUGCCUCCCUUUCCGAAUAAUGUAUCAUAUUAACCAAAACAAGUGGACACUAGGUGUGAUUCUUUGCAAGGUUGUGGGAACACUAUUUUAUAUGAACAUGUAUAUUAGCAUUAUUUUGCUUGGAUUCAUCAGUUUGGAUCGCUACAUAAAAAUUAAUCGGUCUAUACAACAACGGAAGGCAAUAGCAACCAAACAAAGUGUUUAUGUUUGCUGUGCAGUAUGGACAAUUGCUCUUGCUGGAUUUUUAACUAUGAUUAUUUUAACUCUUAAGAAAGGUGGCCAUAAUUCCACAAUGUGUUUCCAUUAUAGAGAUAAGCAUAAUGCAAAAGGAGAAGCAAUUUUUAAUUUGAUUCUUGUGGUAAUGUUCUGGCUAAUUUUCCUACUAAUAAUCCUUUCAUAUAUUAAGAUUGGCAAGAAUCUAUUGAGGAUUUCUAAAAGGAGGUCAAAAUUUCCUAAUUCUGGUAAAUAUGCCACUACAGCCCGAAAUUCUUUUAUUGUGCUUAUCAUUUUUACUACAUGUUUUGUUCCCUAUCAUGCCUUCCGAUUUGUCUAUAUUUCUUUACAGCUAAAUGUGUCAUCUUGUUAUUGGAAGGAAAUCGUUCACAAAACCAAUGAGAUCAUGCUGGUUUUCUCAUCUUUCAAUAGCUGCUUAGAUCCAGUCAUGUAUUUCCUGAUGUCUAGUAAUAUCCGCAAAAUAAUGUGCCAACUUCUUUCUAGAAGAUUUCAAGGGGAAUCUAGCAGGAGUGAAAGCACUUCAGAAUUUAAACCAGGAUACUCCCUGAAUGAUGCAUCUGCUGCAGCCAAAAUUCAGCCUACUUCUUAAAGCAUUUGCAGCGAACAUAUUAAAAGCCUCUCAAUUCCUUGAAGAACUAAAAAUUACAAAACAAAGCUCUAGCAUUUACAAAGCUCACAUCUUCUCAAAGCUCUUUUCUUACUUUUGAU
Messenger RNA from Pteropus alecto (black flying fox), 1331 nucleotides. RefSeq names its product G protein-coupled receptor 34 (gene GPR34). The transcript has a single exon. Gene Ontology annotation, molecular function: G protein-coupled purinergic nucleotide receptor activity. Gene Ontology annotation, biological process: G protein-coupled receptor signaling pathway. Gene Ontology annotation, cellular component: membrane. Bases 73 to 1212 code for a protein of 379 amino acids. The record is from RefSeq and is a predicted model, not a curated record. NCBI's taxonomy places the organism in Eukaryota, Metazoa, Chordata, Mammalia, Chiroptera, Pteropodidae.